AACAAAGUUCAAAAGUCAGGUCAGAUGGAGAAACCGGAUCAUGAAACGGGUAUUCCGGGUUGUAGACAAUCGGAUCUGAAGAAAUCAUUCAAAUCCGCUAUUCGAUCUCUUCUCACUGCUUGCUCCAAACAGGAUUUUCUUGAAAUUUUCUCGAGAUUCAGUGUGGCUGAGCAAGAAACGCUUUAUAGGUUAUAUAAUCAGGUUGUUGUGAGUUUGCAUCAGACAUUAGAGGAUGAGUUUGAUGAACACUGUCACGAAUCUCAGGUCGGACCAAUUCUUGAUACAGUUGAACAGCUGGUUGAAGAACAGAAUUUGGAUCCCUUGUUUUCAGAUAAGACGGAUGUAAUGGCAAUAGCAAAUGAUCUUACAACAGCAAAGAAGAAUGAGAUACAAAAGUUAACAGUUUUGCUCCAAAGGGCUGAAGAACAGAAUCGCCAGAAGGAAGCCCGAAUCCACCUGCUCAAAAAUCAGACACAAGAUUUCUCAGGCACAACUGACAGAAUCGAAAAGCUGAAAGCUGGGUUCUCUAGUUACUUUGAAGGAAAGGACAAGCUACCUCUAAUAUAGUUUCAACACACAAUUGCAGUGAUAAAGCCUGUCACUUUCAUUCCCCUGCAUUUGUAUAUACUUUAUUAGAGUCUUGUCAAUCUAGUCACAACUACUUGCUUCAUGUGUAAACUACUGACAAUCUGCAUUGAACUUGUUUUAGUUCGAUUACAAUUCAUGCAAAACUAUUUUCUAAGGUUACAAAAGAUGGUCAUUAGCUGCUAAA
This is a messenger RNA of Capsella rubella, 772 nucleotides long. RefSeq lists its product as uncharacterized. The record is from RefSeq and is a predicted model, not a curated record. NCBI's taxonomy places the organism in Eukaryota, Viridiplantae, Streptophyta, Magnoliopsida, Brassicales, Brassicaceae. Gene Ontology annotation, biological process: chromosome segregation. Gene Ontology annotation, cellular component: MIS12/MIND type complex. The transcript is spliced from 8 exons. Bases 25 to 567 code for a protein of 180 amino acids.